Messenger RNA from Penicillium paradoxum, 1500 nucleotides. RefSeq names its product homoserine O-acetyltransferase (gene met2). NCBI's taxonomy places the organism in Eukaryota, Fungi, Ascomycota, Eurotiomycetes, Eurotiales, Aspergillaceae. Bases 1 to 1500 code for a protein of 499 amino acids. The record is from RefSeq and is a predicted model, not a curated record. Gene Ontology annotation, biological process: L-homoserine metabolic process. Gene Ontology annotation, molecular function: homoserine O-acetyltransferase activity. The transcript has 2 exons.
AUGGUUGAGACUAGCAGUACUUCUACAGCGAAAUUCCAGAGAGUCGAUUCGCAGCCUGAGAACCCUUACGCCCAGUUGAUUGAGGAGCAAUCCAUUGCGAUCAUCCCUUCCUUCAAAUUGGAAUCCGGUGUCACUCUCUACAAUGUGCCAGUCGCAUAUACCACGCGGGGAACUCUCGCUCCUAACGGUGACAAUGUGCUGGUGAUCUGUCACGCCCUUAGUGGAAGCGCCGAUGUCGCUGACUGGUGGGGCCCUCUCCUCGGUGGUCCAGGCCAAGCAUUUGACGUUUCCCGGUUCUUCGUGGUUUGCCUGAACAGUUUGGGCAGCCCGUACGGAAGUGCCAGCGCAGUUACUUACAAGGAUGGCAAGCCUGAAAAUGGCUACUACGGACCUGAGUUUCCCUUGACAACCGUUCGUGAUGACGUCAAUAUCCACAAGUUGGUUCUGGAUGACCUCGGUGUCAAGCAGAUUGCCGCAGUGGUUGGAGGAUCUAUGGGUGGAAUGCUUACUUUGGAAUACGCAUUCUUCGGCAAAGACUAUGUGCGAGCGAUCGUGCCCAUUGCCACUUCAGCGCGUCAUUCUGCGUGGUGCAUCAGCUGGGGCGAGGCCCAGCGACAGAGCAUUUACAGCGAUCCGAAGUACGAUGAUGGCUACUAUGCAUUCGCAGAUCCUCCGUCCACCGGUCUCGGUGCAGCUCGCAUGUCCGCGCUUCUUACAUACCGCAGCCGCAACUCAUUCGAGUCCCGAUUUGGUCGCAAUGUACCAGACCCAACCAAGCCGCGGAACAUCAAUGGCACCGAGAAACUGCCCACUCCCCCGAACGAGCAUUGGGCCAUUCACAAUGACGGACACCGUGGCGGAGUGUCUUCGCGCUCAGAGAGCAGACAAGGCUCCCCGGCUCCUGUGGCUGAGAGUGAAGUCCAAUUCAUGGACCCGCAGUUCUCUGGCACCAAGACCUUUGCGCCAGAAAUCGACACAAAGCCCAAGCUGACUACAUCGGGUCGUCCCCGCCCACCCACUUAUUUUUCGGCACAAUCGUACCUUCGUUACCAGGGUGACAAGUUUGUCAAGCGAUUUGAUGCAAACUGUUAUAUCGCCAUGACUCGCAAGCUCGAUACCCACGACGUUUCCCGCCGCCGCGCCAAUCUUAGUACCGAUGCUGAGGAUACUGUCCUUCAAGCACUUGGUCGGGUGGAACAGCCAGCUCUUGUCCUCGGCAUCGAGUCAGAUGGUCUUUUCACUUUCGCGGAGCAGGAAGAGAUUGCCGCUGGUAUUCCCGAUUCCCGCCUCAAGCGCAUCGACAGCCCCGAGGGCCACGAUGCAUUCUUGCUUCAAUUCGAGCAAGUCAACCGCCACAUUGUCGAGUUUUUCCACGAAGUCUUGCCUGAUAUCAUGGCUCAGUCCGGCGCCGACGGAGCUGCCGCCGUGGCCAGUGUCACAAAGCUGACCAAGAGCAGCACCUUUGGUGAAGCCGAGGUGGAGGACAUCACCGCUUGGUAA